AUGUGGGACAGGCUUGGAGAGAGGAAGCCUGGCCAGGACCAGAUUUUUGGUGGUGCCAACCUUGAUAUGAUGGAAGCAAAGAAGAUGCAGCUGACAUUUAAAGAUAUUGCUGGAAUUGAUGAGGUCAAGGAGGAAAUCAAGGAGAUCGUGUCCUUCCUGAAGAAUCCGGCCAGGUUCACUGAAUUGGGGGCCAGGUCGCCUGCAGGAAUUUUGUUGGUUGGGCCCCCAGGCACAGGGAAAACCCUGCUUGCAAAGGCGAUCGCUGGGCAGGCGGAGGUGCCCUUCUUUUCCACAGCUGGCACAGAGUUCAUGGAGAUGUACGUUGGUGUUGGUGCUGCAAGAGUGAGGGACAUGUUUCAAAAAGCUCGAAAAGCGGCCCCCUGCAUACUUUUCAUUGACGAAUUCGAUGGUGUGGGCAAGCAACGCUCGCAAUCUGCAGGCAAUGACGAGUCUGUACACACUAUUAACCAACUUUUGACAGAGAUGGAUGGAUUUGAAGACAACACAGGAGUGGUGGUGAUCGCUGCAACAAAUCGCCCAGGCUCCCUUGACACUGCUUUGACGCGUCCGGGUCGCUUUGACAGGAUCAUUCACCUGCCACUGCCGAACCUCGCAGGCCGCAUAGAGAUCCUGAAAGUGCAUGCCCGUGGCAAGAAGCUAGAGGAGGGGUUGGAAUUCUCGAAGGUGGCACGGGCCACAGCUGGCUACACAGGGGCAGACUUGAUGAACUUGAUGAACCAGUCAGCUAUUGUAGCUGUUCGGCAGGUGGGAAAUGCUGCCAGAAACUACUUGAUAGACUGCUGUUGGAGCAGAGGGCAAGGGAGCUCAGCUGCUACCUUUCGCAUAUUCCAAUGUGACUAG
Molecule: messenger RNA, 861 nt
Organism: Ostreobium quekettii
Lineage: Eukaryota; Viridiplantae; Chlorophyta; Ulvophyceae; Bryopsidales; Ostreobiaceae
Source: the annotation of a GenBank genome assembly